AUGUCAGCCCACCUAAGUCAUGAAGAGUUUUUUGGCAAGUUGGCCGAGCUAUUCGAACAGCGCAAGAGAAAAGGCCACGGCUCGAUAUUCCUCGUUCAGAAACGAUUAUCCUACGGCCAAGAGGCAUCCUUGCCAUCGGCCAGCGAAUCCUUCCCCGAUCUCCACCCGGCAAAACCACUCCCUGUGAUUGUGCGCGCAACGAACGGCAAGUCGAAGAAACACAGAGACGACAAGAUCAAGCUGUCGACAAUUGUCCGACCCGAGGCUCUGGAUUCCUUCUACGCCAGCUACGCCGAAAUCUGCAAGGGAGGUAUGGUGGCACUUAAACCCCGAGAUAGGAGCAAGAAGAAGGCCAAGGCGAGAAAGAAGAAGGGAGGUGCAGUCACGGUCCUCGCUGCGGCCUGA
Colletotrichum orchidophilum is the source of this 405-nucleotide messenger RNA. RefSeq names its product signal recognition particle 14kD protein. The record is from RefSeq and is a predicted model, not a curated record. Gene Ontology annotation, molecular function: endoplasmic reticulum signal sequence receptor activity; 7S RNA binding. The coding region runs from base 1 to 405 and encodes 134 amino acids. NCBI's taxonomy places the organism in Eukaryota, Fungi, Ascomycota, Sordariomycetes, Glomerellales, Glomerellaceae. The transcript has 3 exons. Gene Ontology annotation, biological process: SRP-dependent cotranslational protein targeting to membrane. Gene Ontology annotation, cellular component: signal recognition particle, endoplasmic reticulum targeting.